UUGACAAUGCGAGGGAGGCGGUGGUGGAAAGAUGGUGCGGGGAAAAGUCCAGGUAUAGAGCGAGGAGGAGCGCACCAUCAUGACGACCGACGACCUGCGCUCGGUGGGAUGCAGAUAUGGCGCUUUCUUCCUUUCUCUCUCUCCCCUCUCCUUCCUGGAAGACGCUGUCGACUGAUUAGGCUCGUUCCUUCGAUGGCGGAUGAAUCUGGUCACCGACCAACAGAGAGAGGACUCUAAGUGUGAUGCCCCUGAGAUUUGAGAACAGGAGUAGAGCGAGAAAGGUCAGGGCAACUUGGAGUAGAUCACUAGCUUAGAGAGCUGGCAAAUCGGUGGUGGGCAGCGACCGAGGCGAUGGGAGGCGUCGACACCUCCUCUCCCUCAGCCACCUCCCUCCGUCUACCGAAUUCCCACCUCAGCCUGCACCGCCGUGACCAAGUUGACAACUCCAACAGCAGCGACAGCAACAACAACAACAACAACCAUUCCGACGACGACGCUAACGGCGAGAACUACUCCGCCGGCGCCGUCGACAUGGCAGAAGCCGGAUCCGCCGGCGGCUUCGGGAGGCGCCCACGCGGCCGGCCGCCCGGGUCAAAGAACAAGCCGAAGCCGCCCGUCAUCAUCACGCGCGAGAGCGCCGCCGCGCUGCGCUCCCACGUCUUCGAGGUAUCUAGCGGCGCCGACAUCAUGGACGCCGUCGCGGCCUUCGCCCGCCGGCGCCAGCUCGGGGUCGCCGUCCUCAGCGCCAGCGGCCUGGUCACUAAUGUGACGCUUCGGCAGCGGGGGCCUCAGCCGGGGGGCACCGUGGUGUCCAUCCCCGGCCGGUUCGAGAUCCUCUCCCUCUCGGGGGCUUUCCUCCCGACGCCGGCGCUUUCGGACGCCACCGGCCUGACGUUGUUCAUGGUCGGAAGGGAGGGCCAGGUGGUUGGCGGGAGCGUGGUGGGGGAGCUGGUGGCGUCCGGCCCGGUGAUGAUAAUAGCAGCCGCGUUCACCAACGCCACCUACGAGCGGCUGCCCCUUCCCGACGCCGAGCUGGAUGCAGCAGCGGCGCCGUCGACGGCGGAGCACGGCGCAAGAAGCAAUGGCGACGGUGGCGGCAGCUUGUCUGAGGCAGACCCAUCGUCCAUGUCGCUCUUCGGCCUUCCAGCCCAUCUUCUGCACGGUGGUCAGCACGAUGUGUUCGGCUCCUGGGCUUCGACGGGUCGUCGUCCUCCACCGUCCUAAUAGCCUUCUGCUUCAGAUGCUAAUUCCGCAGCUCAUUAGGAUCCUGAGGAUUAAACUGAAGCCUCAAAAUUACUAGUGUAUCCGUGUGUUUUCAUGAACUUUGAUCAUACAAUUAGCUGCAAAUUCAAAGUUUCAGUACAUUUUGAUUCA
Messenger RNA from Musa acuminata AAA Group (dessert banana), 1374 nucleotides. RefSeq names its product AT-hook motif nuclear-localized protein 23-like. The coding region runs from base 352 to 1224 and encodes 290 amino acids. NCBI's taxonomy places the organism in Eukaryota, Viridiplantae, Streptophyta, Magnoliopsida, Zingiberales, Musaceae. Gene Ontology annotation, cellular component: nucleus. Gene Ontology annotation, molecular function: DNA-binding transcription factor activity; minor groove of adenine-thymine-rich DNA binding. The record is from RefSeq and is a predicted model, not a curated record. The transcript is spliced from 2 exons.